This is a messenger RNA of Prunus armeniaca (apricot), 1764 nucleotides long. The record is from the annotation of a GenBank genome assembly. Lineage: Eukaryota; Viridiplantae; Streptophyta; Magnoliopsida; Rosales; Rosaceae.
AUGAGAGAUGAGAAUUCCAAGAAAAGCAAGCUCUCAUGGUCAAAGAAAAUGGUCAGAAAGUGGUUCAAUAUCAAGAGCAAAACUGAGGACUUUCAGGCAGAUGAUGUUGUUUCUGGAGGAGGUGAUCAGGUCGAAUACAGGACUAGCUUCUCAGAGAGGGAACCGUGCACAAUUAAGAAAAGCAAGACAGAGAAAUUUAGCAAGAACCCAGAGCAGGUCCGUCGACGAAAAAUGAAUCUUGACCAUCCUCGAAUCAUAGAUGUAGAAAACCAUAGCAUUUUUGUUGCUACAUGGAAUGUGGCUGGAAGAUCUCCACCAAGUAAUUUAAAACUAGAUGAAUGGCUUCAUGCCUCACCUCCUGCAGACAUUUAUGUUCUUGGAUUUCAAGAGAUAGUUCCCCUAAAUGCUGGUAAUGUUCUGGGAGCAGAAGACAAUGGCCCUGCCAAGAAAUGGCUGGCUCUCAUUCGAAAGACUUUAAACAAUCUUCCCGGUACCAGCGGGGGUAGUGGGUGCUAUACACCAUCUCCCAUCCCUCAUCCAAUUGUAGAACUACAUGCAGAUUUUGAAGGAUCAAGUAGGCAGAAGAGCUCUUCUUUCUUUCAACGCCGAUCAUUCCAGGCAACCCAAAGCUGGAGAACGGAGAAUGACCCUUCAAUCUCACAACCUCGACUUGAUCGAAGGUUCAGUGUUUGUGAUCGGGUGAUCUUUGGUCACAGGCCAAGUGACUAUGAUCCCAGUUUCAGAUGGGGUCAUAGGCCAAGUGACUAUUCAAGGCCGAGCGACUACUCAAGGCCAAGUGACUACUCAAGGCCAAGUGACUAUUCCAGGUGGGCUUCGUCUGAUGAUGAUAAUGGACCAGGUGAUUCACCAAGUACUGUUUUAUUCUCACCAAUGUCCUAUGGUGGAUCUGCAUCCAAUGAAAAUGGAUAUAGAAUGCCAGGAGGGCAUUCAAGGUACAACUUAGUUGCAAGCAAGCAAAUGGUUGGCAUCUUUCUUACAGUAUGGGUCAGGAGUGAACUGAGGGAUUAUGUUCAAAACAUGAAAGUAUCAUGUGUUGGAAGAGGAUUGAUGGGUUAUCUUGGGAAUAAGGGAUCCAUCUCAGUAAGUAUGUCUUUGCACGAUACAACCUUUUGCUUUGUUUGUACUCAUUUAACAUCGGGACAGAAGGAGGGUGAUGAACUAAGAAGGAAUUCAGAUGUCAUGGAAAUCCUUCGGAAGACCAGGUUUCCGCGGGUUAAUGGCUCCCGUGCACUGAAAUCCCCAGAAACAAUCCUGGAGCAUGAUCGAGUUAUAUGGCUUGGGGAUUUGAAUUAUCGAAUUUCCCUCUCGUACCGCUCUGCUAAAGCGUUAGUUGAGAUGCAAAAUUGGAGGGCCUUGUUAGAGAAUGACCAGUUACGGCUAGAGCAGAAACGUGGUCGUGUCUUUGCUGGCUGGAAUGAGGGGAAGAUUUAUUUUCCACCAACUUACAAGUAUUCAACUAACUCAGACAGAUACGCAGGGGAUGAUAUGCACCCAAAGGAGAAACGUCGAACACCUGCUUGGUGUGAUCGAAUAUUGUGGUAUGGUGAAGGUCUCCAACAAUUAUCUUAUGUCCGUGGGGAAUCUAGGUUCUCAGAUCACAGACCAGUUUAUGGUGUAUUUUGGGCUGAGGUUGAGUCAAGCCAGAGCCGGUUGAAGAAAAGCACGAGUUAUUCUAGUUCCAGGAUUGAAGUGGAGGAGCUUCUUCCAUAUUCUCAUGGAUAUACUGAGCUAAACUUUUUCUGA